UUAAUAAAUGAAACGCAUAUUUAAUUAGCCGCUUGCGAUUAUCGGAGAAAGAUAGGACACAAAAUGGACUAUAAAAGCGUUGAACUGAAAAAUCCACGAUAUAGUUGUAUACCACCAGUGGUGCUAUACGACAUUACCAAAAACGCUAAAGCAAAAUGUUCAAGUUCUUCGUAUUCUUCACCAUUUGUGCCGCCUUGGCCUCGGCCAAUAUGGUGCGUGUGCCCAUCUACAGGAACCCGAACUACAGCAAAACACGUGAAUCCGUGAAGACUGAAGUCGCCUACUUGCGCGGAAAGUACAAUGUGGCCGCACCACGAGGCGUCACUGAACCAUUGAAUAAUUACUUGAAUUUGCAAUAUUACGGUAAGAUUACCAUUGGUACUCCAGCACAGGACUUUUUGGUACUGUUCGAUUCUGGUUCCUCCAACUUGUGGAUCCCAUCGUCGACCUGCCCUACCAGCAACGAGGCCUGCCAAAACCAUGCUAAAUAUGACUCCAGCGCUUCCAGCACCUAUGUAGCCAAUGGCGAGAGCUUCUCCAUCCAAUAUGGUUCCGGAAGUUUGUCUGGUUUCUUGUCACAGGAUACCGUCAGAGUAGCUGGACUUACCAUUAAGAACCAAGUUUUUGCUGAAGCUAUGUUGGAACCUGGUGAUAGCUUUGUUGACUCAAAUUUCGACGGUCUUAUGGGUAUGGCUUUCCAAUCGAUUUCCAAUGACAACGUUGUGCCACCUUUCUACAACAUGUGGUCUCAAGGUUUGAUCAGCAAGAACUUGUUCUCUUUCUACUUGGCUCGUGCUGGAACUUCCUCUCAAGGUGGUGAAAUGAUUUUGGGUGGCUCUGACUCCAGCCUCUACAAAGGUGAACUCACCUACGUACCCAUCUCUCAACAAGGCUACUGGCAAUUCGGUGUGGACAGCGGUAGCAUGGGUGGUCAAGUUUUGUGCUCUGGUGGUUGCCAAGCCAUCGCUGAUACUGGCACCUCUCUCAUUGUUGCUCCAUACUACGGCUAUAUUACCUACAUGAACAUCGUGGAUCCCGAUGGUGAUGGCUAUGUUGAUUGCUCGUCCAUCAGCAGUCUUCCCGAUAUCGAAUUGGUCAUUGGCGGAAAAACAUUCACCAUUCCAGCCUCGCAAUACAUUCUGGAAUCUGAGGGACAAUGCUCACCGGCUAUUAGCUACAUGGGCACAGACUUCUGGAUCUUGGGUGACAUCUUCAUCGGUCUUUACUACACCGAAUUCGAUAUGGGCAAUAACCGCAUUGGUUUUGCUCCAGUCGCAUAAGUGACUUCGACUUAGAAAAAUUUACAAAUUGUUAAUAAAUUUGAGUGUAAUCCUUGAAA
This is a messenger RNA of Zeugodacus cucurbitae (melon fly), 1339 nucleotides long. RefSeq names its product lysosomal aspartic protease-like. Gene Ontology annotation, molecular function: aspartic-type endopeptidase activity. Bases 156 to 1280 code for a protein of 374 amino acids. Gene Ontology annotation, cellular component: lysosome. The record is from RefSeq and is a predicted model, not a curated record. The transcript has 2 exons. Gene Ontology annotation, biological process: cell death; proteolysis. NCBI's taxonomy places the organism in Eukaryota, Metazoa, Arthropoda, Insecta, Diptera, Tephritidae.